AUCUACACCCUACCUCUGCCUGCUUCACAGCUUGUCCCAACCCUUGUUCCUUGUUGAACUUAGAUCAAACUGCUGCGUUAGCUCAGUAGCCCCCUGCUGUCUCAGCCCUACGGCUCCUAAUCCUACCAACUUCCUGUUGCACUGGGUGUAGUUUCCCUCAUUUUAUCCUAUUCCUGCUUAUGAGAUAGGAGAUGUCCUGGUUUUGUACCUCUUAAAAACCAGUGAGCUUUAAAAGACCAAAAGCUUUUAAGCAUGGAAUGACCCUCUUGGUAUAACAGGUUUUUCCUAGCAUAAGGAUGAAAUAAGUAGGACCAGUCAGUCCAAAACAACCACCCUAUCAUGCAAGAAAGCACCUGGAUUUGUUUCAAGUUGCAAACUCCGUCCUGCUUAAAGCAAUCCUGCCCCAGGUUGGAAGCCAGAUGAAACUCAUCAAGUUAGCUAGAGUGCCACUUUGGGUGUUCAAAGGAACCGCACUAACAGACUCAAGUGGUGGAAAUCCCUUGGAUCAAAACUAAAGAGGUCACUGGCAUAUAACCCUGUGGAGGCAAACAGAGCCACUGCCACAAUAAGCAGCCUGUCCCCUGUGCAACUCGCUCUCCUGCCCAGUGUAUUGCUGUGGUAGUGAUGGAGACAUGCGAAAAACAAUUGGGUUUUGUUUUCCUCCUUCCCAACAAUACAUGAAUGUCUUUCUUAUAUUAGAAACUGCUGCUAAGAAUCCCUUUGUUAUGUUUGUCACCCUGCCACACAACAAGGAGAAGUAAUAAAUCUUGUUUAAUCCUACCCUCCAGUUUUCCCAUUAACUCUACCUUCCCUCGCCAAACACCAGGCUUGCGUGAUCUGUAAUGGCAAAUCUCCACCUCCAAAAACUGCAAAGGGAACCAGUAUUUUCAUACUCUUAUAAUAAGGAGCUGGGGCUCCAGUUGGUUGAUUUCUUCUUUGUAAUUUGAAUGCUGUUGUCUACACAAGAACGUGGUCUGUAUCCUGUUGAUGGCAUGUUAGCAAAAUGGGUCUUACCUGAAAUGCACUGUACAGAGAGCAAUGUUGAUCAGGCAGAAAGCUGAGUGGGUGACCAGGUUGUUCAGAGCGGAAGGACUUCCGUUUAUUAGGUCAUUGGUCUGGCUGAUCCAAAAAGCUACGAGUGCUUGCAAAUGAUUCACUGGUUGUGCUCGAGUUGGAUCGCUCUUUGCUGCAGCUCAACUCAGGCUGAACACUGCAAGAUAUUUUCAAUGUGAAAGGUCGCUCCUGCCAUCUCACCUGCAUAGGAGAAUGUAUAGUGUUGAGGGAGGAGAAUAAUACUCAGGAUGGGGCAGGUACUGCUAAUAAAAGACUUGCAAAGCAUGGUCGUGGUCUGGAAAAUUCUUUCCCUUGCCACAAAUCUAAGUUUGGCCUGAGGGUUAGCGAUUAUUUCUGCCUGACCAAACGGACGCAGGGUCAGUUUUUCAAAAGGUGUUUCAGCACCUAAAGCAGCAGAUGGAUUGAAAAAUCCCACUAGGUGUCUCUCUGCCUUUUUAGGUGCUGAAAUACCUUUGAAAAUGUGGCCCGCUAAGGGACUGUUCCUGUGAGGUGCUGAGCUCCCCCUACUGCAAGUGCUCCCUGAAUUCAAGUGGAUUUUGAAAAGAGGAAACUGAUUACAGAGGGACUGGGAAAAUGACAACACACGCCACCGUCUUCCGACUUGCAAGUCUCAACCUGUACAGAUGUACAGGGAAAUGAAGAGACAGGCAAGUGGCUAAAUGAAGAUCAGAACCCAGAUCUCCAGGCCAGUAACCCUAUCAAUUAGGCCAUGCUGCCUACCACUUGAUGAGGGCCUGAUGGAUUUCUGCGGAGCAUUGGCAAAUGCACAGGUACAUGCUGAAGAUAACAGGCUACAGCUACCUCCGGGCCAUGAGGUUCGCAGUGGAGCAGAUCCACAAUUCCAGUACCCUGCUGCCUCGUGUCUCCCUAGGCUACGAGAUGGUCGACAUCUGUUAUUUCACCAACUCCAUCCGCCCCAUCUUGUAUUUCCUCGCCAACGAGCACUUUGUGGUACAACUGCACAAUAACUACACACACUAUCAGCCCCGGGUGCUGGCUGUGAUUGGCCCAGACUCCUCACAAGCAGUUGUUAUCGUGGCCCAUGUAUUGAGUCUUUUCCUCAUUCCACAGAUCUCCUACAGGGCAACCACUAAUGAGCUGAACGACCGCGAACGCUUCCCCACUGCCUUCCGUGCCAUUUCCAGCAGGGAGCAGCAGAUUGUGGCCAUGCUGCUCCUGCUGAAGGAGCUCCAGUGGAACUGGAUCAACAUUCUGUACAGUGAUGAUGAUUACGGGCAGCAGAACCUGAAGCUCCUGUGGGCCAGGGCUACUGGGAUCUGUGUGGCAUUGCAGGACAUCAUCCCAGUGCCCCGCAGCAGCCAGCUGCUCUCACUAGAGUUCCAGGGAAAGAUCAAGGCCAUUGUCAGCAAGGUCAACCUCAGUACGGCCAAGGUGGUCAUCCUCCUGUCUUUGGAGCUGACACUACCAUUCUUCUUCCAAGAAGCUGUCCCCCAGAAUGUCACAGAUUUGGUGUAGAUUGCCACCGAAGCCUGGGCCAUUGAGCCGACCCUGUACAACAUCACUGACCUCUGGAGGGUGAGCUCCGUCCUGGGGGUGGCAGCAAAAGAAUUCUCCAUUCCUGGUUUUGAUGACUUCAGGGUCAGCCUGGCAGAAGGAGCCAAUGGGCAGGCGAGCGACCAAACUAUGUGCAACCAAGCAUGCGACCAGUGCCUCAGAUCUGCCCGAGACGCAGACCACGUUAUGAGGGCCCAAGGGGAACGCAGAGACUUCACUGUCUACUCUUCUGUCUACAUCGUGGCUUUGCACAGGCUGCUGGGCUGCAAUACCAAGGAUGCCACAAGCGGAUGGUUUACCCCUAAGGAUCAAUUUCAGAGAGAAAGGCGAUACUCCAAACAGCUUCGAGAUCAUCCAGUGGAAGUGGGACCAACCAAGCAACCCUUUUCAGAAAAUCGCCUCCUAAAGCACAAGGAACCAGAAGCUGCUGUUCAUCACCCAGAACAUCUCCUGGCACACCCCAAACAACAUGGCAAGUUCCCUCCACCCAUUAUCACACAUCUGUGUAUCCCCUUUCCUGUCUAUGCUGUGGCUGAAUUGGAAUUGGAUAGCAACUAUUAUGGAGCAUUUACAAGUUCUUCCGGCUCACCUGGAAGUUGCGAGAUAGUCAUUGUUUUCCUCCAAUUCCCUUUUACCCAGGUCCCCAUUUCAGUCUGUUCCCAGCAGUGCGAGCCCGGGCAGUGGAGAAAGCCCACAAGUGUUAGCAGCUGCUGUUUUGAGUGUAUCGAUUGUGAAGCAGGGACUUUCCUCAACCACAACGACCUAUACAACUGCCAGCCUUGUCCAGCUGACCAGUGGUAAUGGGCCAGAAGUCAAGAGUGCUACCCAAGGCUUGUGAAAUAUCUGCAAUGGCAAGAAGGCACUGCAGUGGUGUUGCUGCUAUUCUCGGUGCUGGGCACUGUAGUCAUAUCUGUCACCUUUGCCAUUCAUUUGCACACCCCUGUGGUGAAAUCUGCAGGAGGCAGGAUUUGCUUCCUUAUGCUGGCAUCUCUGAUCAUCUGUUUCGUCAACGUCCCCAUGAAGAUGGGGAUCCCAACAGAGUUCACAUGCGUGUGCCGGCAAAUAGUGUCCAGCCUCUGCUUCACUGUGUGCAUCUCCUGCCUCACUGUCAGGUCCUUCCAGAUCAUCAGCAUUUUCAAGAUGGCUGCCUGGCUGCCCAAAGCCUACAGCUACUGGAUGAAGUACAAUGGCCAGUAUAUUUUUAUAACUGUAAUUAUAGCUCUAAAAGUCACCUUCACUGUGACCAACUUUAUCAUCCACCCUCCUGCUCCAGUUCUGUUAGCUCAGGAGGACGACCCCUCUACAGUAGUGCUGCAAUGCAACAAGAGCUACAAGUUGGUCUUGCUGAUGAACAGCAGCCUAGAUAUGUUUCUCUCUAUUCUGUGCUUCUAUUUUUCCUACAUGGGCAAGGAGCUUCCCAAGAACUACAACGAAGCCAAGUACAUCACGCUGUGUAUGACCUGCUAUUCUGUUUCUGGGAUUGCCAUUUUCCUGGUCAUGUCUAGGUACAGAGGGGUGCUGGUGACCUUGCAAAUUUCCCUCCUACCCCCUCAAACACAGCAACAGGUACAACAACUAGGGUGGGCUGGAAAACAAGAGUCCUAUUUCACGAAACAACUCGAGGUUUUGACAUUUGUUUUUGUUCUGCAUCAGAACAAGUACUAGAUCGGUCAAAGAAAUUCUUAUACCCCAGGGGAGGGGAGGGUGGAAGGGAAGGACAGCAGGGGCUAGCGGUGCUGCUUUACAUAAUCCCAAUAUACAACACACACACAAUGAAGAGGAAACAGGUUAAGGGCACCUCCUUAGCUCAGGUUCAGUGCCACACCUGUAUGAAGCAACAGCAGCCACCAGCCCUGCACCAACCUUGGUACUUACACAUGUCCCCUCUCCAUCACCCUUGCAUCAGGGCACCCUUAAUUGCUCAUCCUCACUCCUGCAUGUCUAAGACCUCCUGCCGCCUGGUGAUUUUAGAAAGGGGCAUUCAGCCCGGCUCUCCCACUCUUCAGAAAAAUGGCAAGUGGCAGAUUUUUCCAUACGAUAACGUAUAGAUCCAUCUGCUUUCAGUUAGCAGCUCUGACUGAGGCUAAUUGGCAGAUAAAACCUUGUGAUGUACCAUGUUAGAUAAGUAGUUAUAAGAGCCCAGAUUGAGUCUGACACUUCUUGGAUGGAUCCCAAAGUCAUUCCUCCCCCCCGCAACUCCACCAACCACAGAUUGCUCAUGGUGCUAAUGCAACCCAGAUUGAAUGCACAGAAGCUGUAGGGGUAUUAACAAGUGUCAAAACGCUUUGAACUGUUCCCGGCAAAGGGCCAUGCUAUAUUCUUCACACUGAAUGGACCUUCGUGUUAGGUUCCGAGACAAGCAAGUGAAAUUUAAGAUCUAAAGUAAAGCAAAUGAGAAAGCAGGGGUCGUGCACACCCAAUAAGAUGGGGGCAAUAAAUGGGAGAGAUGGAAAAAAAACAGCAAAUUCCACUGUAGAAGACAUGAACUUAGAGAUCAUUUAAUUUUUCUGAAGGAAUGGUGUUUUUCUGGCUUUCAGAACAGUAUUGCCUACACUGAGCAGGCAAAAGGCAUGAAUCAGGCACCAAUAAUCAUGAGAUUGGCUUAUAGAUCAUGAGAUUGUCAAAUAACAUAAAUCUUGGGGUCACUGAAUUGCUUUCUGGUUAUUGUGCCACUAGGGGGUCACGUUUUCAAGCUUUUCUCCACAGCCACAAGGGCUAGAUUGUGGUGAAUUCUCCAUCACGGGCAAUUUUUAGUUUAAAAUUGGAUGGUUUUCUAUGAGAUAUACUGUAGCUCAAACAGGAAUUAUUAUGGACAAGUUCUAUGACUUGUGCUAUGCAGCAGGUCAGAUCAGAUGAUCACAAUGGUGUCUUCUGACCUUGGAAUUUAUUAAUCUAAAUGUACUUUAAACAGUGGAGAUUCUCACAUAAUCACAUGAUUCCAGGAGCUUCAGCACCAAGAAAAAUGCCAAACACCAUGAGACUUGCAGUAAAAUAAUGAGUACUGGCAACACAAAAAUGCAUAGAUACCUCUAGUGGAGCAGAUAUCCAGCUCAAGUCUCAAUGCAGUAAUUAUACAGAUAUACACACAAAUAUUGACUGGCUAUAGUGUCAAUAUCAGUGAAAUAUUGUCCAAGGGGCAGGAUAGCCCCUGAGACUGUGGCAUAUGAAGUGCCUGCAAACACAGUAGACAAACCCCCAUUAUCUCAUUGCCUUGGGAUAGCUAAAGCUCUAGGUAAAUCAAAUAAAUGUACUUCAGAAUCAGCAACAGGUAUGCAGUUCAGAAAAUCAGGGUUGAGCUAACUGGGGUUUUGCCGUAUUACAUGGAGGGGGAUCAUCAAACUGGGGUCUCUCUGCAUUGUACAGUCAUGGGGAGUGGGAUCAGCUAAUUGGGAUCUCUGCACUGCACUGCACUGCACUGCACUGUGUGUGUGCGUGCAAGAGGUGGGCAUGGGAGGUUCAGUUAAUUGGGGGGCUCUGCAUUGCACUCCUGUGUUGAUACAGGGAAGGGGAGAUUUAGCUAACUGGAAUGCCUCAGGAAAUAGAGUACUUUUGGCACCUUAGAGACUAACAAAUUUAUUUGAGCAUAAGCUUUCAUGAGUUACAGCUCACUUCAUCGGAUGCAUUCGGUGGAAAAUACAGUGGGGAGAUUUAUAUACACAC
Molecule: messenger RNA, 6249 nt
Organism: Dermochelys coriacea (leatherback sea turtle)
Lineage: Eukaryota; Metazoa; Chordata; Testudines; Dermochelyidae
Gene: TAS1R2
Product: taste 1 receptor member 2
Biological process (GO): sensory perception of sweet taste; G protein-coupled receptor signaling pathway
Cellular component (GO): membrane; sweet taste receptor complex
Molecular function (GO): sweet taste receptor activity; G protein-coupled receptor activity
Source: RefSeq, a predicted model, not a curated record